Chelmon rostratus (copperband butterflyfish) is the source of this 1659-nucleotide messenger RNA. It is a transcript of the gene pex2, whose product is annotated as peroxisomal biogenesis factor 2. Lineage: Eukaryota; Metazoa; Chordata; Actinopteri; Chaetodontiformes; Chaetodontidae. Gene Ontology annotation, molecular function: zinc ion binding. Gene Ontology annotation, biological process: protein import into peroxisome matrix. Bases 38 to 1021 code for a protein of 327 amino acids. The record is from RefSeq and is a predicted model, not a curated record. Gene Ontology annotation, cellular component: peroxisomal membrane. The transcript is spliced from 2 exons.
GGAGGAUACGUCGUGUUCACCUUUCCCCUGAAACGAAAUGGGUUUGGAAAGCGAGGACAAUGAAAAAAGGACAUCAGGAAGUUCAGGUCCAGAAGCUGACCCGCAGACCCCGGUAUUGCGCAUCAGCCAGCUGGAUGCCCUCGAGCUAGACUCGGCCCUCGAGCAGCUGCUAUGGAACCAGUUCUCCCAGUGCUUCCAGAACUGCCGCCCGGGUCUGCUCACCCCGCUGGAGCCUGAACUGAGGGCUCUGCUCCAGCUGCUCCUGUGGAGGUUCACUCUGUAUUCUAGCAGUGCCACUGUGGGCCAGUCUUUACUGAGCCUGCGCUACCACAACACCCUUUCCUCGUCUCCCCGUUACAGACCUCUGUCCCGCAGGCAGAAGUUGGGUCUGGCCCUGCUCGCUGCAGGUCCGCGCUGGCUUCAGGAACGUUCCCACACUCUGCUGCUGUGCUUGGGUUUGAAUGCAGGUGGGCCCUCAUCUGAAAGAGACGGUAGUUUGCUCCAGCAGGGCCUCCGCAGUUGCCUGAGCCUUGUUUCUAGUAUCGCCCAGGUCGCAAGCCUCGUCAACUUCCUCGUGUUCUUAAGGAAAGGUCGCCAUCCUGUCCUGGCCGAAAGGAUCAUGGGAGCUCACGCGGUUUUCAGCAAGCCCAACGUGGCCCGGGACAUAUCCUACCAGUACUUGAACCGCGAGCUGCUCUGGCACGGCUUCGCCGAGUUCCUCAUCUUCCUGUUACCGCUGAUCAAUACGAGGAAAGUGAAGGCAGCAGUGUCUUCGAUUGUUUUUGGGGCAGGAAGCGCCGAUGGGGAGGGAGCACCGCAAGGGCAAGAGGUGUUCAGAGAGUGCGGACUGUGCGGAGAGUGGCCGACCAUGCCUCACACGGUGGGCUGCCAACAUGUUUUCUGCUACUACUGCAUCAAAAGCCACAGCAUUGCAGACGCUUACCUCACCUGCCCCAAGUGUGGCGCAGAGGCAGGACAGCCUGAGCUGGUCAAGAUGCAGGUGGAGAUGAUUGGCAGGUGAUGAUGUGAGAGUGAGACUCAUUGAAAGUAGCAUGGUGGUUCAUAUCUUUAUAGCUGAACAAAUGGAAUACACACAUGCAGCAAACAGACUCAUAACUGACCCCAGUUGUAUGAUUAUGAAAAUGUAUCUUAAAGUUUAACUUAUUUUGAUUAAAACUUUAUAAAUAAUUAACCAUUUUCACAUAAAGAUAUUUUGUAAAGACAAAACAGGAAGUAUGAAGAAAGGGGUUCAACAGUGCCUCCUCUGUGCGCAUUCCUCCCUUUUGGAAGAUUUACACAGUAGUCGUGUCUGAGUUUAUGACAGGACUUCAGUCUUUAUGAUGUCUGUCUUUUCUGAACACACAUCGACCCUCUGUGUUUAAUGUAUGUGUGCAUAUAUUGACAAUCGUCUGCCCCUUUCGUUUCUCCGGCUGGACUUUGGACAGAACUAUUUGUCUUUGGUGCACUGGACAGACUACAGAGAACCACACAGAGCAUAUAUUUGAUGAGUGAACGUGUUGAUUUAUGCUCCAAAUUGGCUGUGUGUUAGUGCGUGUGUGUGUGUGUGUGUGUGUUUGUUGAAAUGGGAAUAUUUGUUCUGAUGAAAAAUGCAGAAAGUCAGCUGAAUAAAUAAUGGGAGGAAUUUCUGAUGCCUCUCAU